AUGAAAGGUUACUUUCGAACCUCACAAAUGGUCUCACCCCAUGACCUUUCCCACAAGGUGAUUCGGGCGAAAGAUGCCAUGAGAAUGGAUAAGCAUUCAUAUGAAUACAUUCCUGAAGCAGAAGACAUAUUUCAGAAACUGUCAAGUGAUGAAUCAGGUGAAAGUAGUGGUAGUGAAAGUGAAGGAGAAGAACUAACUUCUACAAAGAAGAGCCUUGAUAUUUAUGAAGAUAAACCUGAGGCAAGGCCUGAGGUCAGGACAGAGUUGUUUUAUAGAAGAUGGUACAUGCUUGCUCUGUUUUCAUUAACUGCCAUGUUGUGGAAUGCCAUCUGGUCCACAUGGGGUCCAAUUGCCCAGUCAGCCAAAGAUGUGUAUGGAUGGACUGAUGGAUUUGUUCCUUCAUUCAUUCAUUUAUGCCCUUUUCAGUGUGUGUUCCAGGGCAUGAGAAUGGCCAUGAUAUUCUGCUGCAGCUUCAUGUUUGUUGGUGCUGGGUUUCGCUGUAUUCCAGGAGAUGUUAACACAGCUACAUGGUUUAUCAGGAUUGGCCAGUUCCUAAAUGGUGUGGCUGGGACGGUGCCAAUGAGUGGCCCUGCCCUUCUGUCAGGUCUGUGGUUCCCUCCCAAUCAGAGAGCAACUGCAACUGCAAUCUCCACCGUGGCUGGAUACUUGGGAGCAUCUAUCUCAUUUGUUAUAGGUCCUUUGCUUGUACCAGAACCAGAUGAUCUAUCACCCAUCAAUGCAACAUUUAGUUUUUUGAGAGAUGCAAUAGAUUCCAAUGGUAGCGGUAUAAAUAUCACAGAUCAUUCUGGCCAGGAGCAAGGAAUCAAAACUAUAUUGUAUGCUGAGUGUGCACUGGCUGGAAUCGUGUUCUUGUUAGUACUUUUAUACUUUCCAUCGAAGCCUCCUCUUCCUCCAAGUAUAUCGGCAUCGAUCCCUAGGGAGAAGUACCUCAAUGGCUUGAAACUGCUAGUCAGAAACAAGCAGUUCUGGAUCUGUGCAGUAGCCUUCAGUGUUCCCAUGGGUGUUUAUGAAUCCUGGCAAGUUAUUCUUGACAUUAACCUCGAUUCAAAAGGCAUAUCACAACAAACAGCAGGUUGGUUGGACUUCUAUGCUACGGUUGGAGGUUGUUUGUCAGGUCUUCUUGUGUCCAG
Candidula unifasciata is the source of this 1151-nucleotide messenger RNA. The record is from the annotation of a GenBank genome assembly. NCBI's taxonomy places the organism in Eukaryota, Metazoa, Mollusca, Gastropoda, Stylommatophora, Geomitridae.